CUGCUGAAUACUGUAAUAGGAUAGAAUGUGGUAGGAAUUUGUUCGUUGUUUCGUAGAUGUUAGUUAGCUGUUAAAGUUAGCGCGUUUGCGCCGUUGCUAAGCGGGAUUGAGUGUUGUUAUUGUAGAAGCUGUUCAUAAAAAGACGUAAGAAACGUUAUUAACGGGUGAAGGCAACGGUGGAUUUUUUCAAAUUACUGAAUGUGCCGGUAUGCCUCGGGAAAUCAUCACUCUGCAGUUGGGUCAGUGCGGCAAUCAGAUUGGAUUUGAGUUCUGGAAGCAGCUGUGUGCAGAACAUGGUAUCAGUCCAGAAGGCAUUGUAGAAGAAUUUGCUACUGAAGGGACGGACAGGAAAGAUGUUUUUUUCUAUCAGGCAGAUGAUGAACAUUAUAUUCCAAGAGCUGUGCUUUUGGAUUUAGAACCAAGAGUAAUCCACUCUAUUCGCAACUCUGCAUAUGCUAAUCUGUACAAUCCUGAGAACAUUUACCUGUCGGAACAUGGCGGUGGUGCUGGAAACAACUGGGCUAGUGGCUUCUCACAGGGAUUUGUUCUGUGUCACUCUAUUGCUGGUGGAACAGGUUCUGGUCUGGGCUCCUAUCUUUUAGAAAAGUUAAAUGACAGAUACCCAAAGAAGCUAGUCCAGACAUAUUCUGUCUUUCCUAAUCAGGAUGAGAUGAGUGAUGUGGUGGUUCAACCAUACAACUCCCUACUGACCCUGAAGAGGCUGACUCAGAAUGCAGAUUGUGUGGUUGUUCUAGAUAACACUGCCUUAAACCGAAUUGCAACAGACAGACUGCAUAUACAGAACCCCUCUUUCUCACAGAUAAACCAAUUGGUUGCUAGUGUUAGAAAAACAACUGUUCUGGAUGUAAUGCGGAGACUUCUUCAGCCCAAGAAUGUCAUGGUUUCCACAGGCAGAGACCGUCAGACAAAUCACUGCUACAUUGCAAUUCUCAACAUCAUUCAGGGCGAAGUAGACCCUACACAGGUACACAAGAGUCUGCAGCGAAUAAGAGAAAGGAAGCUGGCCAACUUCAUCCCAUGGGGACCUGCUAGUAUUCAAGUAGCCUUAUCCAGGAAAUCUCCUUAUCUGCCUUCAGCUCACCGAGUUAGUGGACUUAUGAUGGCCAAUCAUACAAAUAUCUCAUCGCUGUUCGAGAGGACAUGCAGGCAGUAUGACAAGCUAAGAAAAAGGGAAGCUUUCUUGGAACAGUUUCGCAAGGAGGACAUAUUUAAAGAGAAUUUUGAUGAACUUGAUAACUCCAGAGAGAUUGUUCAGCAGUUGAUUGAUGAGUAUCAUGCGGCCACCCGUCCUGACUAUAUUUCAUGGGGUACACAGGAGUCAUGAUUAGCGUGGAAGAAGGGGGGGAAAAAGGAAAGCUUUGUAUGUUAAAUUAUCAAGAUAGUAAAUCAUACAGCGAGACAAUACAGUUGUAAAGAGUUAGGCAUGUAUUAUAUGGUAUAUAGUAUGUAUUAUCUUACACAAUAAACAUUUUGUCUUUUCCAUUAAAAUUGUUUUUGAGUAAAAAUA
Messenger RNA from Protopterus annectens (West African lungfish), 1528 nucleotides. It is a transcript of the gene TUBG1, whose product is annotated as tubulin gamma 1. Lineage: Eukaryota; Metazoa; Chordata; Ceratodontiformes; Protopteridae. Gene Ontology annotation, cellular component: nucleus; microtubule; cytoplasm. Gene Ontology annotation, biological process: mitotic spindle organization; cytoplasmic microtubule organization; microtubule nucleation. The record is from RefSeq and is a predicted model, not a curated record. Gene Ontology annotation, molecular function: GTP binding; structural constituent of cytoskeleton.